AGACCGCGACGGCUGAACUACGUGCCGCACAUGACUCUGACAGGACAUAAGCGAGGCGUCGCAGCCGUUAAGUUCUCGCCAGACGGCAAAUGGGUAGCCAGCUGCUCCGCCGACGCAACCAUAAAACUCUGGUCCACCACUACCGGCGCCCUCCAGCACACCCUCGAAGGCCACCUCGCCGGCAUCUCCACCCUCGCCUGGUCCCCCGACUCCCUUAUCCUCGCCUCCGGCUCCGACGACAAGCUCAUCCGUCUCUGGUCCAUUACUACCGGCAAGCCCCUCCCCACCCCACUCGCUGGCCACCACAACUACAUUUAUAGCCUCGCCUUCUCACCAAAAGGUAACAUGCUCGUAUCCGGCUCGUACGACGAAGCCGUCUUCCUCUGGGACAUAAGAACAGCGAGGCUGAUGCGCAGCUUACCUGCUCACAGCGAUCCGGUGAGUGGGGUGGAUUUUGUGAGGGAUGGCACGUUAGUCGCGAGUUGCAGUAGUGAUGGGUUGAUACGGGUUUGGGACACCGGGACGGGACAGUGUCUCAAGACCUUGGUGCAUGAGGACAAUGCCCCCGUGACUAGUGUGCGCUUCUCGCCGAAUGGGAGGUAUGUGCUGGCGACUACGCUGGAUUCGAGCGUAAGAUUGUGGAAUUAUGUGGAAGGGCGGUGCGUGAAGACGUAUCAGGGGCACAGGAAUGAGAGGUUCAGUGUUAACGCUACCUUUGGACAGUAUGCUGCCGAGAAUGGAAGUCAGGAUGGGGUUGAUGGCGAGGAUGGCGAGGACGGCGCGAGCGAGCAGUGGGCAUUUAUCGCUUGUGGGAGUGAAGACGGCAGAACCUUGCUAUGGGAUGUCAGUUCAAAGGAAGUGUUGCAGGCGUUGGAGGGACAUGAAGGCGUGGUUCUGGGCGUGGAUGUCAGUCCCGACAACGAGCGGCUGGUUACCUGCGGCAUGGACAAAACCAUCAUAAUCUGGAAG
Messenger RNA from Baudoinia panamericana UAMH 10762, 969 nucleotides. RefSeq lists its product as uncharacterized. The annotation marks the transcript as partial. Gene Ontology annotation, molecular function: protein binding. Lineage: Eukaryota; Fungi; Ascomycota; Dothideomycetes; Mycosphaerellales; Teratosphaeriaceae. The transcript is spliced from 2 exons. The record is from RefSeq and is a predicted model, not a curated record.